AAUUUGCAAAAAAAAUAAUUUUUAAUUAAAUUAAAAAUGGAACUGACAGCUUUUUCUCCUCUGACCUCUCGGUGCUUGAUUGUUUCUGUCUGGUAUGUCUCCGCUCAGGUAACAUUAGCACCAUGUUGGACGCUUCUCUGGGGAGGAAUUUCUCCCACACCUCAUUUGUGUUCAGAGGUUUCCCAGAGCUGCAGCGACACAGCCGCCUGCUCGCACUACCCUUUGCUGUGUCGUACGUGGCAGUGCUGCUGGGAAACUCACUGCUCAUACUCAUCAUCCGCCACGUGGAAAGUCUGCAUAUCCCCAUGUACCUGCUCGUCUGCAUGCUCUGCAUUGUCGACAUCCUGGUCGCCACCACCAUUGUCCCCAAGAUGCUGCUCGGCCUCCUGUUCGACUGGGACAAGAUCUCUCUGGGCGGCUGUUUGACUCAGAUGUUCUUCACUCACUUUCUGUCGUCGGUGGAGUCGACGUUGCUUCUGGCAAUGGCUCUGGAUCGCUACGUCGCCAUCUGUCAGCCACUGCGCUAUGCUGAAAUUAUCGACUCAUCCAUGAUGGUGGGCCUCCUGCUCUUCACGCUGGUGCGCAGUGGCACCAUCAUGGCAGCACUGGUUGGCCUGUCAGGUUCUCUGUGGUUCUGUGGCUCCAACGUGAUCUGGCACUACUACUGCGACCACAUGGCACUGGUCAGCCUGGCGUGCGACAGCACAGAGAAGAACAACGCCGCAGGCCUUGCUGUGAUCAUCUGCUUCGUGGGUGUGGACAUAUCGCUUAUCGUCCUCUCCUACAUAAAGAUCUUGAGCGUCGUCCUACGAGCGACAGCAGCCAGCGAGGACCGCUGGAAGGCAUUCCACACCUGCGGUACUCACCUGAUUGUCAUGAUGUGUUUCUAUCUAGUCGGCAGCAUCACCUUCCUGUCCCACAAUCUGCACAUUCCCAUACCGACAGGCGUCAACACUCUCAUGGGACUCAUAUAUAUCCUUUUUCCUGCCAUCAUUAACCCUGUCAUCUAUGGAGUUCGCACCAAAGAAAUUCAAAACGGUUUCUUGAGGAUUUUUAAACUCAGAGGGAAGAAAAUAAUGACAAUAAAAGUUUCUCCUGCAGGAAACAAAGAUUCUGCUCUGACUAAAGAUGUCACUUUUACACAUAAAUGUGGAUCAUGAUCUCUUGUUUCUGUUUCCAUGGAUACAGAUGCUGACUGACUUUAAGGGUUGUUGAGGUUUUUUGAGUCACUGACACUUAUUGUGCUGUGCUAGCCCCUGCACCAAGAAUGAAGCUAAAAUACGGACUCUCACUCACAGCGAAAACAUUGCUGCUAUUGGGGACAUAACAAAAAAAAACAGAUUUAAGCCAUUAAUUACAUAUUACACAUAUUCAAAUCUAGAACAUUUUAGGUCUACGAUAUCUGUCUAUGGCCUCUGUUCACUGCUUUGUCUCACUAUUAGACAGGCUUUUAGAUAGGAAACUGAAGUUUGUGUCUUUCUGUAAACCACUCACUCUCCUCCACCAUCAAUAAAGAAAAUCAAUGUGUCAGGUACCUCAUACAACCACACUACAAAAAACCUGAACUACCCCUUUAACACAGUUUUAUGAAUGAAGAUUUAUGAAUCAGUAUUAUUGAAAUAAUCAACGUGUUUAUACUCUGAUGCUUUUAUCACUGCAGAUGUCUCUCCACUAAGAUGGAGUAUAAGGGCCACAUUGA
Solea solea (common sole) is the source of this 1699-nucleotide messenger RNA. RefSeq names its product olfactory receptor 51E2-like. The record is from RefSeq and is a predicted model, not a curated record. Lineage: Eukaryota; Metazoa; Chordata; Actinopteri; Pleuronectiformes; Soleidae. The coding region runs from base 123 to 1160 and encodes 345 amino acids. Gene Ontology annotation, cellular component: membrane. Gene Ontology annotation, biological process: G protein-coupled receptor signaling pathway. Gene Ontology annotation, molecular function: G protein-coupled receptor activity; olfactory receptor activity. The transcript has a single exon.